Suillus clintonianus is the source of this 2788-nucleotide messenger RNA. RefSeq names its product RHD3/Sey1. Gene Ontology annotation, molecular function: GTP binding; GTPase activity. The transcript has 13 exons. The record is from RefSeq and is a predicted model, not a curated record. Gene Ontology annotation, biological process: endoplasmic reticulum membrane fusion. Bases 119 to 2548 code for a protein of 809 amino acids. Gene Ontology annotation, cellular component: endoplasmic reticulum. Lineage: Eukaryota; Fungi; Basidiomycota; Agaricomycetes; Boletales; Suillaceae.
GAAGAGUGUGUUGGACGUUCCGCUCAAAACGUUGUCAAUGUCAGUUUGACUGCACGCUCACACUUCGUGUUCUUUGACUUGAUUGUCUCUCAUUUCCACUAUAUUUCAUCCCGCAGUCAUGUCACUCGACGGUCAACCCAUGAAAAUUCCUCCUCCAGUUCUUGAGCCUUCGUUACUCGCUGCACAGCUCAAUGGCACCAAGCCAAUAAGUAAUGGACACGCGUCAGAGAGUAACGAUAGUUCGUCAACCUCUGAGCGCUUACAAGUCAUUAAUGAUGAGAAGAACUUCACAACCCACUUGACAUCUCAGAUAGGACGAUGGGGUCUGCGCGACGCUGGCUUCAAUUAUAACAUAGUAUCUGUCUUCGGGUCGCAGUCUACUGGGAAGAGUACACUGCUAAACAGGCUAUUUGGUACUACCUUUGACGUCAUGGAUGAGACCAGACGACAGCAGACUACGAAAGGUAUCUGGAUGUGCCGAGGGAAGGACAUGGGUGUCAUGGUUAUGGACGUGGAAGGCACGGAUGGACGAGAACGUGGAGAGGAUCAGGACUUUGAACGCAAAUCCGCUCUUUUCUCCCUUGCUUCGUCAGAAGUACUUCUCAUCAACCUCUGGGAGCACCAAGUUGGCUUAUAUCAGGGUGCAAACAUGGGUCUUCUGAAGACCGUGUUUGAGGUGAACCUUGGUUUGUUCGGCAAGAAAGCUCAAGAUGGUUCUCAAGGGCGUACUCUGCUACUAUUCAUAAUUCGAGACCAUAUUGGGGUUACUCCCCUCGCGAACCUCCAAGCUACCCUUACUGCAGACCUUGAGAAUAUUUGGGAUUCGCUUUCUAAACCGCAGGAUCUCCAGGAUCGGCGACUUUCGGAUUACUUUGACCUAGCAUUCACAGCACUACCUCACAAGAUCCUCGCAACAGAGAAAUUCGAGGCUGAAGUCCAAGAACUGCGGAAACGGUUUGUGGACAAGCAGAGAGAUGAUUUUGUCUUCAAGCCUGCUUACCAUAAGAGAAUUCCCGCUGAUGGUGUGGCGUUCUACAUGGAAAACAUAUGGGAACAAGUUCAAACGAACAAGGACCUUGAUCUGCCUACGCAGCAAGAACUCCUCGCACAAUUUCGAUGUGACGAGAUAUCCUCCGUUGCGCUUGCAGAGUUCACGGAACAGUCGAAGUCGCAACGGAGACCCAUCGAGGCAGGUCAUGUUGUGGAAGGUCUCGGUGGUUUGAUGCAAAACUGGAGGUCUGAAGCACUCAGUCGCUACGACCGUGAUGCAUCUCGCUAUCACCAAGGGGUGUACCAACGCAAGCGUACUGACCUUCUUGGGGUUCUAGAAUCGGCUCUUUCUCCCCUCUUCCUUGGGCAGCUCAAGAACUUACACAAGUCAUGCCUCAGCGUCUUCAAAAAGGAGCUUCUUGAGGGCUUGCGUGGUGAGGAGUAUAACUUCGCGGAUGUAGUUGAGAAGGCGCGAACGAAGUGCGAGACGCGGUUCGCAGAUGGUGCGAAGGAAGUCUCGCUGGAGGACACUGACUGGACAUGGCAGGAUGAAUUCGAGUCUCUCAAAGAAGAGAUUGGUAAUGUGGCUGACCAGUGCAGGAGGGAUGAGACGAAGAAGAUGGUCAACUUGAUUGAGAGAAACUUCAAAAAGCAAAUUUCUGAACCCGUUGACAUAAGUCUCAACAAAGCGACACCUGACAUGUGGGACAAGGUCUUGAGCACCUUCAAACAAACGCUCGAGAAAGCCGAGUCGACCUAUUUGGCAAAGGCGAAAAGCUUCAACUGCACGGAUGACGAGAAUGUGACAUCUCUCGCUGCCCUGCGGAAACGUACUUGGCUCGCUCUACGAGCCAAGAUCGACGAGCAGACUGCCGAUACUGUUAUCCUCGGGAAGUUACGGGCUCACUUCGAAGAGCGCUUCCGCUACGACGAGAAUGCUAUUCCUCGGGUUUGGAGACCUGAUGAUGAUAUCGAUGGGGCCUUUAAAUGGGCUAAGGAGCAGACAAUGGAUCUCAUUCCCCGCUACGCCAAUAUCGCCCCCGUUGAUUCUUCCCUUGCAUUCGUACUACCCUCUGAAUCCUCAGAUCCCCUCACUUCCACGGAUGAAUUUGAUUUCCCUUCAACGCUCGUCAUCUUCACUGAGACGAAGUCUCUUGACCUUGCUUCUCGCUUCCGAAAGGAUGCAGAUGCAUACUAUGUCGAAGCGAAGCGCAGCACUGUCUCAAGCAUUGCACAGAUUCCAUACUGGAUGUAUAUCGUCCUCGUCUUGCUUGGCUGGAAUGAGUUUAUGAUGGUGCUGUUCAGCCCUGUGUAUUUCACGUUCACAUUGGUAGCAUUGGUGACCUCUUAUUUCACCGUCAAACUGGGCUUGACAGGUCCUUUGCUUCAGCUUUCGAAAACAGUCCUGACUGAGGCGCAGACGCAAGCUACCAACCGCUUGAGGGACCACUUUUCGCAGCCUGUUUCAGCACAGCCCGCGGGAGCAAGCUCUGUCAGGGAUUAUAACGAGGAUAGCGAUCAGGAGAUGAGAAGAUCGAGGGCGACGCCAUAUAUGUAACUGCCUCUUUUCUUCAUUUCUCGGAGCCGUUUGUUUUUAAAUUUUAUCACCCGGAGCAUGUUCUAGAUUUGUCAUUAAGCAUAAAUUCGUGUAAUUCUCAGUUCUACCGCUCGAGGCAGGUGCGGCUAUUGACAGUAUUCUGUGAAUGAAAAAGAUGCUUGAUGUGAAAAAAAAUGUGAUCUGACCCAGGCUCGAACUGAGGACCUUCUGUGUGUUAGACAGAUGCGAUAACCAACUACG